AUGUUUUAUGACUUGAAUAUUCCGUAUCCAGUUCAACACAGUCAGAACAUCGAAUAUGCCCAAAAUGAGCUACGCAAGAGUAUCGAUACACUAGUAAAAUUUGGAUAUCAUAUCGUAGCAUACAAUAACACAGUCACCGGAAAAGUAGCUUCAAAAAAGCCCAAUCCCAUUCAGAAACCGAAUAAUGAGAAAAUAAAGCAAUAUACACGCCUAACUGUAGUCAUCGACGAUCCAGGUCAGAAUUAUGGUUUGACAUCGACGAAUUCCACGAUAUCAUCUUAUGACCUAGUUGCGGUUCAACCGACUAACGAGAAACUCUUCCAGAUGGCAUGCGGCACUUUCGAUGUGGAUAUUAUAUCACUUGAGAUGGGAAACCGAUUACCGUUCUACUUCAAACACACAACAGUAGGAUUGGCUAUUGAUCGAGGCAUCUAUUUUGAGAUUUCGUAUGCGCCUGCUAUUCGAGAUUCUGGAAGUCGAAGACAGCUCAUUAGUAACGCACAGAAUCUAGUAAGAAUCACUCGCGGAAGAAACAUCAUAAUCACCAGCGAUGCACAACGAGCAAUGGAACUUCGAGGACCAUAUGAUAUCAUCAAUUUGUUAGUCAAAUGUCUUUACAACUCAUUAAGCCAACUCUACUUUUGGUAUUAA
Molecule: messenger RNA, 651 nt
Organism: Paraglomus brasilianum
Lineage: Eukaryota; Fungi; Glomeromycota; Glomeromycetes; Paraglomerales; Paraglomeraceae
Source: the annotation of a GenBank genome assembly